AUCUCUCCAAGCGAAGAUUUUUCCGAUAGAGCAGUGAACAGGUGAAAGUAAAGAACAUUUCGAGAAAAAUUUCUUCAUGGUUUGAUAGCGCUUUUUCUCAGGGCAUAACUGAAAGAUGAACGCGGGUAUCUUCUCGUUUUGGGGAAUUCAUCUCCUUUUUUGUUGUUUUUCAACUCUAUUCUUUGCCGGAAGACCUAUCGCACGUAAGUAUAAAAGCGAUAAUUCUGUUCUUGUAUCUAAGCUUAAUCCUCGAGGGACAUUAGGGAAAUUUUACAUUAAUCCUUGACCGCAAUUUAUCGAAAUAUUACAGCCGCAGAUGCCAUUUCACGCCGGUUUUUAUUGCUAUAACAAUCUAGAAAUUACGAAUUACAGUCAAACAAAAUGCGAAAAAGAUUGCGAUGUAAUAAAUCUUGGUCCGUUGGUGAACGUUAUACUACAGAAGCGAGUUUAAGAUAUUUCAUGGAGUCGACAUUCAGCAUCAAAUCUUAACUAGUUUCUCCAGCUCCAGGAAAAAUUUUUAAAUUCAACAUGAAAUUUUAAUUUUCCGUUAUCCGAAGUCUGAAACAAGAAGAAACCUUUUUGAAUUUCCAUUAUAAAUCCAACAGAUGUUUUUGUUUUACGUGUGAAAAAUAUUUAACUUCUUAACUGACAAGAAAAGGGUGCAUUCUAUGUAUGGCCAGCAUGGAAUCCCGCUUUCGAAAGGCGCUACUUCUGUUCUUAUGAAAUAUCGCAUCUAAAAGAGCACAAGUUUAUAUCGAACUUUAUGAUGUUCCUAGUCGACGCACAGCUUCAAUUUCCGUAGAGAGGGGAAAAUACUGCAUAAUCGCCCGUGACUUAGUAUAAUUUUCUGUUGUUAUACAUUAUUAACGAGUGAUAGGCGAAGAGCCCCUGAUGUGUAAUAUAUUUGAAGCCCGAAGACGCUGAGCUUAUGCGGUGUUCUAAAGGCCAGUUUAAAACUGAAUCCAAAGAUUCAGAAGAUACUAAGAUUUUUAUCUCAUCCAUGCUUUAUGAAGAUAAUGGAGCAAUUUUCAUACAAACAGAGGACUGCCUUGCAACACCUUUAUAAUACAAAGAAUAAAUUGUUGAUUUUAAGUUUUUUUCCAAGCGGAAUCAUAUCAUAUCCACAAAAGUUUCCCUCUGCAUAAUUUUAUGAUGUUAGACCUCGAAAUAAACUGAAAAAGCCAUUUUCUUCUUCUCUAAGCCAGUAUCAUCCGAAAUCUUUGUUGACAGAUCAUAAAUGCGACUGGUUUUGCGAUGUAAAGUUUACAAAAUUGUUAUUAUAAUUUGAACUGGUGAGCUCUCUUCAACACUCAAGACGUUCGUGAAAAUGUCCGGGAUUCAUAGCGACUUUCCUUUCCUGUAAAGCUAUAUCUUUUGUGAGAUAUUUUUGUGCCGUUUAUCUUAGUUAGUAUUAGCGGGAGGCUUUGAAAUGGUUUUCUUUCACAAUCGGUGAUGAACUUCGUCUGAAUGAACUAAGAAGGUUAAGAGUUCAGUAUGUUUAGAACGUUUGUUCAAUAUAACGUUGUACGAAUCUUCUCUGAGCUGAGCUUAGCAGAUAUAACUUGUUCACCACAAAUAUUUGGUUUGGCGCAGCUUUCAUAAAAACAAGUUAAGUUCUAAAAGACGUAGCUUAGGGAUCCUCCGUAUUCAAAAGUAAAUUGAAGUCGGCCGAGCAAUGAACAUGGUGCAAUCAAACUCUGAAAAAAGACUAUUCUUGGACCAAGAUUCAAGGCUAUUCUUGCACCGCUACAACGUUCCGUCAAGAAGAUGGCCGACAUUAUUAAUUUUACCUUGGAAUAAAGAAAAUAGCGUCUUUUUUUCCUGAAGUGAAGAAACAAGAAACUGUUUAAAAGGCGAAAAGGGGAGGAGAGACUUUGCUCUUAAUUAGCAGAUAAAAAUUGUAGACUCUAACUUGAAGAAGAAAGGAUAUUUAUUCCUGACCGAAAUUCUUCCCAGUUGCAGCCGUGCUUCAGCUUGAAAUACAAUAUGAACGAGACAGGGACGAAGAUUUGCAUGCUUAUAUGUUAUUGCUAUGGAGAAAUUUUCCAAAGGGGAUUUUUCAGUAAUUCGCGCGUAAAUUUGAAAUAUUUUCACUUCGUUUGAGGAAGCAUAAACCCAGUAGGUGAAGAUGUCUACACCGAUUGGCAAAACUUUGUUUCAAAGAUGAAUAAACGUAAUCGGCUCUCUUGACAAAAUGUCCCUCGAUGAAGGAGGAUGCAGUUCACGUAGGAGAAGUUAUCUUUAAAGGUUUGGCAAUUGAUUUAAUUCCGAAAAGGAUUUCAAACAAACACUUUUAGUAUAAAACAGUUUCCGCUGCAUUUUUUUCUAUGGUGUCAGAGAUGCUUUACCCUGGCUAUUGGUCGACUGCCAAUUUAGGUUGCCAUAAAAAUGUAAGAAGUAAGCCAAAAAGGUCUCUUUUUCUUUAUGGCUUCCAUUGGAUGUCAAGGACAGCACACGAAAUAAUUAUCAAAAAGCUGGUUUUUCUUUUCUUCUCUUUUCUUCUUACGUCAAGAAGCAUUUUUUAAUUAUGAACUCAACAGAGUCUUUUGUUUCAUAGAUGCAGCUUGCAGCAACGGCUUCGGAGAAGAUUGCGAUGAAGAUAUGCAUCAUAUUGUCAGACGGGCCAUAUCAUAUGUAAAUAAUAAUAAUUCUAACAAUAAUGAUAAUAAUAAUAAUGAUAGUAACUAUAGUAAUAACGAAGAAUUUCUAUUGCGCCACAUCUAUUAGCUCAUGGCGUCUGAAUGUAUUUGAAUAAGAAGGUGUUCACUGAUACAAAUACAAGUUUGUAAUAAACGUUCCUUCUAAGUGUAGUUGGCAUUAAUCAAGUAAAAAUCGGGAAGUAUCAAUAAAUGCACAAGUUAAACGAUCUACACUGAGAUAGUCCAGAAUUAAGACGUUCAAAAUAAAUUAUGAAAUAAAAAUGAUUAAUCUAAAUCGGGAGACAAAUGAUGAACUUUUCAUUUACCAACAAUCCUGUUUUUCAGCCUUCGACGGUGUCCAAGUCACUCAGAGUGGAAUUAAGCCCGGUGGUCCAUAACAUCACCUACUACAACAUUGGCGACAAGAUUCAGUUCACCCUUAAUCUGACUCACAACCAAUCAGCAUCCGCUGACUUAGUAAGGCAACUUAAAGUCGUUCUUUGGUCCCAGUUUCUUGAACCUGAGCAAGGCUCUCUGGUCGGAGCUGUCAACGGAGUUGGGUACAAUUCAAGUGCAAUUUCAUUCGAUAUUGCAGACUUGGCAAGUGCAGCCGCGGCGUACGUCGCUUUCAACGCUACUGUUAAAAGCUCGAUUCAGCCUUUGGCAAAUCUCUACUUUUCUGUGUUGGUCACAGGUAAUGAUGGCAGUGGUAGUAAUUACCACUAUGGCCCUGCUUCCUCUCAACCAACCCUAUAUGCUGUUUUUCCGACGGUGUCGCUGUCCAGGAUUGACUAUUCGUGUAAGUAUCACUGGUUAUCACUUCCCUUAGAGAUUCGCGAAUUGACGGUGCGAGAUGGCCUAUUUAAUUUAACAAUUAUUCACAGAAGUGGAGAUGAAUAACUUUCACCGACACUGAGGUGAAUAAUUGUUUUGGUUCAUGCCACACAGAAACAAACCAAAAAAUAGCUUAUUUCUGUCAAAAUACAGAAAAAUAGUCAGAAAUUAAACUUAAGAAGUUUGAUUUUGUCUUUUUUACGGCUGUCGGAACUGAAUAGUACUUGUUAAUCACCGAUCACUUCCUAGCCAGCCGAUUAGCGUACGUAAAGAGCACCAUUAAGUUGGCAUAAACUCUGUUGCAAACAAAAACGUUGAUUCUAAAAAGCAUACGCAACGAACAGUGGGACCCAACCGCUUUAUGGGUACACAUGUACAUGAUAACCAAGAUGCAUGUGGUAAAUGAUCGAAAUCAUCCACAGUUUUAAAAAGGAAAGAAUUAUCUUGAAAAAAGAUUUUCACGAAUAAUGAAAAAGUAAAGCAUUGAUUAUGUACCUGUGCUAAGUCCGUAGGGUCUCUUUGUUCAUGGAUCAUGCUUUAUAGUUGUUAACAGUUUUGCAAUCGAGUGUAUCCUAAAUAAAGAUAUUCAUUUUGCUCUGGUGUUGUUUUAAAAUAUAUCCUCAGAUCUUUAAUAACAUACAUUUAACUGAUUGAUUUAAUGUAAUUACUACUCAGCAUUGGUGUGAAUCUCCAGAUUUGUGGCACAACACAUCUCAAAGUUUUGCCCAUUUAUUCGUCUUGAACAUGAAUUAAUGUAAUUUUCUCUCCAAUAUCACCUACAGACCUAUAGGUAGAUAGUUGUAAUAUUUUCUUUUGAAAUGACUUGCAGACUUGUGGGUGGGCAACACGACAGGUUAUAGCAUGACCAUCACCAUGCCCAACUUGGACUUCUCCCUGCUCGUUGAGAUUACAACCAACAUCAACGACUUCUCUUUCAUGGAACUGCACAAUGUAAUGGUCAAGAGAGUGGGAACCAACAUAAAACCUGAUCAGCCCCCUACAGCUUCGUAUGACUCCAGCGAGGAAGUACCUUUCAACGAUCGCGCUGUUCUGGAUUUUGGUAACUUAACUGUAAGUGAAAAAUAUUUUCUGUAAGAUAAACAUCUUUUGCCUCAAGGUCAGUGAAUGUUACUCAAUAAUCCCCUCAACUUCGUCACAAGUAUUAUUCAACAAUAUUCACGGAACCUGAGGCGAACAAUUGCUAAAAUAACAUACAUAGCUGGAGAAUUUCAUGUCUGAAAUUUUGUUUCAAAUACCAACUACAUUCAAUAAAAAGUUUAAAUUUUCUACUCACUCAAAAAGCUUUAAUUAGAGACAUUUAGCACCAGGGUUUUCGCAUUAACGGCAAACCUGAAAAGGCAGUUUCAGGUUAGGCGUUUGGCGUUUGACGUUUAUGGCUUUUACCGCUUUAGCUACACCUCUCCAACCUCAAGCAAAUUUACGCCAUAUUGAAUUUCCAGACAACAGCAGUGUUUGAUUUUCAAAUGGCAACAAGAAGUCCUAUUUUCACUCAUUCGCUAAAAAAUAUAUCUAAACUUGUUCUAAAAAGACUGGUUUACAAAACUUUCUGAUUUGUGCGUGGCAUAAAAACAAAUUCAGGAUAAAAAACGUUCAGGUAAAUCACUUACGUGAAAACCUACCUCUUGACUUGAUCACGUGACCUCCACCGGUUUGUCGUUCGAGGUUUCCGCUGAAAACCCUAGUGCUAAAUGUCACUAUUGGUUUAAGCUCUCCCUAUACGCGCGAUUUCCCAUACUCUAAUUAGGUCCACGAGAACAGUGAGGUAAUAAGGGAUGAAUUUUUCUAACUUUUUACCUAAAAACCUCGAUUGAACCUUUAAACCAGUGACGAUCGUGCGUUUUCAGCUUGUGCUCCAACAAUAUUUUUUUUUUAAACAUCUUUCUCGAAGUAGCGCUUAUGUACAUCUUCUGUUUAGAGAAAAUUGUCAUCGAGAGUGGCGAAAUAUACAUUAUGAAAGUACUCACAACGGCUAAUCAGACCCAAGAGAAAAAACCGAAGGAGCUAAUGAGAACUCCGGGGGGUGAAGAAGAAAUUUUGAAUGAUCAAGUCGUAAUUAAUUCUACUUUUGCAUUUAAUUGGUUAAGAAGGCAGCACAAUUUUUUUUCACGACAAGCCGCAAAGCGUAUUAAAACAAAACCACUGUAGCUUAGGAUUACGUUUGAAACUGUGUUGAACUUCGCUGUACUUAUUUUCUCUCUGAAGGUCACCGGGAACGAUGAGUCCGAGAAAAAAAUUGUCAUAGAUUUCAAUGUGACCAUCAAAGAUCAUCCUAAACUGGCCAAUAACUCAAAACACUGGGUAGGUGCAGGCAUGCGCAGUGGAUAUCAGAUGCUGUGGGUUGGACAAGAGGCACUGUUUGUGUACAAGGUGUGUCAGUUCAAAAUGCAUUUUUUCAUAAUAGUUCGUCAUAUGUAUGCGUUAUUGACCAAGCGUGAGGUAAAGAUGGCUGGGUAUUGGAAGAGUUCUUUUUUCUCUCUCCUUUUUUGAGUUUUUAUGGACCAAAAAUUUAAGUGGAUUCUUUUUAGCACAGUUUGUCUAUCGGAACACAGGAUUCGCUUCAUCUUGCCCACGGGUGCUGCCAGCUAUAUAACAAUAUCCCGUAUAUACCCUAUCUGUCAUAUAUGAUAUUAGUUGGUGAAGGGAUAUCUCGACGAGUGGCUACUUUAUCUUUUUUGACAAAAUACAAGAUAAAUAUUUUCCUAACCAACUCGAGGAGUUUUAAAUACUAGUGUUUCUUAUCCCUUUGUAACUUAUAACGAGCAGCAUGAGCCAUCGUUAACUGCCGAAUUCACAACCGUCAACGACACUGCCAGCAAUCGAUACCUGAUCGGAGACAAAGUGUCCGUUACCUGGGUUGUAAAACACAUGGAAAACACGUCUUAUGAAGACGCCAAAAACGUGCGAAUAUCAUUCUAUUCCAACACUCUCAAAAUUCUGCGAGGUGUUUACAACGAGUCAGGCAACGCGAACAAACCCUUGAAUAUAAGAGAUGAUUUUCAUUCGGAUGAAUCCUCCGUCCCGAAUCUUCCACAAGGUAUGUAAAAAAAAAAAAUAAGGUUGAGUUUAGUCGACUGUUACAAUGUUUCAGAACCACAGUUUGUUGAUAGAAUAUACAGAUUUAGCCAAGCCUAGAAACGGAGAUCUUGUUAGCUUAAUUUUCAGCCCUUCACUAUGAUAAGAAGUUUAAUAGCACUGGCUGUCGAAAGUGUUUAUUCAAGGGGAUUAAGGGACCAGUCUGAGGGGAUGAGGGGGGAAAGGGGGAAAAUUGACGGGGUCUGGAACCGAGGAACGAUGUUCUCAAAACUUGCAAAGUGAUCAACACGCAUGCAAGUCAACAAUAUUUUCAAGCAGCUAAUCAUGAGGACCUUUGUUAUUGUUCCCGAUAUUUUGAGCAAAUUUUCAGAGAUAGGGAACGUUUUCUUCUUCAGAUGUAGUGUAUGAUGUCAGCAUCAGUUGAACGAUGAUUAUAUUUCAUUGAGCGCGAAUGAUAAUUUCGGUUUGAGAAAAGUAGCCAAAAUUUAAAGAAACGACGCUUAACAAGUUGGGGUUAUGACAUCACCGGUCGAUUCAAGAGAACACACCUGAGAACAGUGAGUCAGUAAAACAAUACGCCAGAAUGGCGUGGGCUUCUCUUGUUUCUUCUCUUGAAGUUGCUAGGUAUGACUGCUACACCGUUUUUCAUUAACGUUUCAACUCCCUCUGAUGGGCGGAGAAAAUUAGAAAGAAAAGUCUUUCCAUCUCGUGUUUAAACCUCUGACUGGAAAGACACGGCGUCUUUUUGAGUAUCUUUUUGUGUUAUUUAAUUCGGUAACCUCUGUUGUAACUGCAUCUAAUGUAGAUGUCUUUAAGUCACCUGUCCGUGACCUUAGUAACUCUAGCUACUGAAAGACGAAACUUGUCUAACAUGUCUCUUGCGCUGCGAAAGUUUAUAAUUUAGAGGAAGACAAGCUAGAAAUCAAUUCCAAAUAUCAACCAAGCUUUCUCUUAAGUUUGAAAGUUGAGUUGAUGUUGUCAUUGGGUAUAUUAAAGAGGUUGAAAAGUCUAAGAUGGUUUUAUUUCAUGUAUGCGAAAGAUUGAAUUUACUGGAAGGUGGAAUUGUUGCAACACGUCAACAUGAAACUCAACAAUAAAUUUUAUAGAUUUGUAAACAGUUUUCAUUUGACUAUCUUCUGGCAAGUCUUUGAAUUAUAUUUCAACCCAACCAUUUUCCACAACUUGUGAACACAGUCCUCGCAUGACGGCCCAUGAUAACAAGGAAUUUGCAUAAUUAUAGUAUUUGUUCUUGACUUGUAGUGUUGAUAGAUUUUCAUUCUUUCUUAUUACGCCCAAUCUUUUAGGCCAGGAGAUUACUGGAAAACUUGAUCUAGAAGUCAGUGACAAAAUCUCUCCUCUGGAGACCCUAGACAUUUUCAUGCAGCUUAAAUACCAGAACACGAGAGGAGAUGAGAAGCUCAAUACCAGUCACCAGCCUUCCCCGCCUUACGUGGCCGGGGUUCCAGGAUUCUCAUUGAAACUCAGCGGCUCAUCCAAUCAGAUACGCAUAGGUGGCCGCGCCAAAUUUAAUUUCAGCAUCUUGAUGCGAAAAAUGAAGUCCACUUUGAAAGUAGAGGUAAAUGAACUCUUAAAUAAAGCUGUAAAUGCGAGGAAUAAUUCUUUGCCACCUUAAUUUUGUAAGAAGCAAUGACCUUCAGCUUUCUGACCACAUUCAAUAGAGGAUUAAGAAUAGAUUCUAACAAGAAUUCACGUUCUUCAUGUUACAGGUUAGUGCUAAAUAUUAGCAUUAGGAGACUGUAUUGUACAAGAGUGGAUUCAGUGAUUGACAGAAGUCACUCUUACUUUUUUUUUUCUUGGAAACACGGGCUUCUCCUUCUUUCUAAUUAAAGACGUGAAUGGAUACAGAUGGGGGGUAAAAAAUACAACCUUUAAAAUAGCUGUUAAACAGCAUUCUAUCCACUAGGGAAUCUGGAACAUCCAAAAACAUAAUUAAACAAAUACAUAAACCAUUCACUUAUGACCACGCACAAACCCACUGGGAUAAAGUUAUACCUACCUUACAUUUAUGCGUUUCUGUAGCGCAUCAAAAAAUUGGUUUGUGGAACUAAGGGAAGGAAGUAUAUGUAAUUCUCUAUUGAGCGGGUAAGAGACAGGGUAGAUUAGGUUUAAAAGCGGUUCUCCCUAUUAAGCCCAGCUCGUGCUUUCUAGCCUUAAGUAGUCAGCAUUUUCUUUCGCUUGAGGAAAGCUAAUGACAAGGUAUUGUUGGCCCAAGACACACUUCAUCAGUCGCAAUUCUCUACUGCAACGCUAAGCGAAUCUCUUUCACUGUUGCAGGUCAUUCUUCCUGUGAACGGGACCUCAAUCAUGUCAUUGGUCUCGCUUGAAGUCAAAAGUGUGGGGAAAAAUAUCGUCAACAACAGCGGCAUUGACUUUAGCAGCGUAAAGGCAACCCUCAACUCAACUGUUGGAGACACAAAACUUCACGACCGUGGUUCGAUUGAUUUCGGUGAGGUCGUGAAUAUUUAUGGAGACUCGGACGCUCCCGAAAACAAGAUCGAGAUUGAGUUUGAAAUCGUUGUGAACGACCACGCCAACGUGACAAAUGGCUCCAAGCACUGGGUGGGGGUUGGGGUGAGGGGUGGCAAACGCAUGAUGUGGAUUGGUGAUGUGGCGCUCAUUGCUGACGUCCCCCAAGACAGGAGACCAAUCUUACAGAUUGAAGCUUCUUGCUUUUUGCAAGAUUCAAAGUUGGCUUGCAAAGAUUCGACCACUUUGAGUAACAGGUAAUUAAAAUGACUGAUUUCGGAGAUAAAAAUUUUUUAACGUCUUUAUGGAGUAUGUAGCUUUUUGUCCAUUGUUGCUUGCAUAAUGCGCUAAAAAUUUAUUAUCCAACAGCACAAAGGAGAGUAAAAAUAAUGCGCGCAUAAGGUACGCAUAUACUGCGAUAUUAUACAUUUGGUUAUUUUGUACUGUAGAAAAACCUGUUUCACCGGGCGGCUGCGCGCACUACACUUCUCUAUCCGUUUUGCUUUCCCGCCUUAUGAGAAAUGAGGGGAAUCACUUAGCAGAAAAAAAGCAGGAGGAUAAUAAAAUAACUUAUUAGAAUUUUUGGUGUGUAGUAUUGCUUAGUGAUUACACUCUUUGUUUGUAUUUUGUUCCCGAACGGCACAACUCGUAACAAUACUCAGCGAUACUGCAUAUCAGAACGUCUGAUAAGAUAUAUUCCGUACGGUCCCCCGCGCGCUUUUAUUGAAAAGAAUCGAACAAACGCCUCCGAGAAGAGCCCUACUUCCCUUGUGCAGCCCCACGAUAUGAGGGCUGAAAGAGGAAAGGAAGAGUGGUAGUUGUAAGAUGAAAUGCUGCUUGACUGAGUCAGAUCGCUGCGCUCGGUCCGGCGCCGUAACUCAUGACCUCGAGCCAAAAUAUUUUCUCGUCUGGCCCUUCAGUCUCACUCAAUAAGUACACUGUAUUUAAGUUCAACUUGCUUCGUAGGUAAGUGUCCACCUACGCCCAGGUUGAUCUGAUAACGAAGGUGUACAUAAUCUUUAGACCCACCCAGCUCUAAGAUUGUUAUGGGGAAUUUUAUCAAGCUUCUUAUUGUUAGCAAGUUUUUAAAUCUAACUUAGUUUAACAAGAAAGUCAAAGCUAUUCAGACUAUUCACAUGAAUUCUUGAGAUGUUCUCGUUUCUAUCUCAUACUGUAUCUUCUAAAAUGAAAAUCUACCUUUUCACCUAUAUCAAACGCUCUUUGUGACUUCGAAGAGAAAAUCAAACCCUGGUCCAUAUUGACUUUAAAUGUAACAGACUUAUGGAUCGACAAUAUGAUUCAAAAUUUCUGAAUUCCUUUCAGCUCUAAAGUUUAUUUCAAUGGAACAGUGUCUCAUCACGAAGACUCUCAGCAAUAUGCAGAAAAUGUUAAUGUGUUUUGGAUGCUGCCACCUUAUGUUACCUAUUCUGAUGCGAAUUACGACCCUGGAAUUAAUUACAUCAAGACUGAGCAAGGACCCAAGUUUAGCGUAAGUAGCAAGAUAGAUAAAAUAAUUGAACAAAAUAGGAUGCCACAAAAGUGCGAAAAAAAAAUCAAAAUAAUGAAGGGAAAGGCGGACGAACAGACAGACAGAUUGACACAGACCGGCCGACAGACAGACAGACAGACAAACGAACUGAUAUACAGACUGAUGGCCGGACGGACAAACAGACACACGUGCAGACCGACGGAUACACGGAUAAACCGAACGAAAGACCUACGCACACUUAGAUGGACGGAAUUAUGGAAAGAAUAACAGACUGACAGAAGGACCAAAUAAAUAAGAUAAUCAAGAACCCAGCGCACUGAAAAACCGAGACGGCGAGCCGACCAACCUGCAAAGAAAAGACAAAUCAAUGAGCAGGGGAGUCGUUUGUUGACUGAAAGAACGAACAAUCGACAGGACUGACAUAAAAGAUUUUCGAGAUAUGCAAAACCUCUGCUUUUAGAGCGAGAGAGGCUUUUGGUGUUAAUGUUAUGGAAAAAUCGUUUGCGUUACACUUUACAAACGACUUAUUCAUGACAUUUGCACCACAAACGAGCCCACAGUAUAACCUGACACUACUGACGGGAUCGAAACUGACCAAUCACGACUGACUUACGCAGAUUGACUCUUAUAGCCAAUAGUAUCACGGCUAAACUGACCAAUCAGAUUACACGAACCGCACUUAUGAUACUUUACAAACGACAACUCCUCACUCGACUCUUAUAAUAACUCUCGCUCAGGUUGUCAAAGUGUCAGGCACUUAACCGACAAUGGUGCUUCUUAGAAGCAACCCCCGGACGAUCAGAUUACACGUUCAUAUUCUGCCCACGGGUUAAAACUUAUUCUCAUAAGAGGGGUUUUGGACUUGGCCUCGUCCUGUAAAUGAGUUUAGACGUGAACGAACGGACAAACAAAUAGAACACAAUCUAUAUACGCUUGUCAGAUCCCUGCCCCCCUCUGCCUUGAAACUGUCCAAUAGAUUACUACGUAUUUUAACGCACCUCGAUCUGUUUCUUCCCGGUAAUCCCAAUGAGUAUCUGCCAAUGUUGAAGGUCAUUGAUUGCUUCGCAUGCUCUGUGUCUAGUUCCUGGACAAGAAAUUGCAUUUCUUGGACCGUUUGUCGUUCUCAGUCCAAGGGACGCUGGAUCCAAAAGGAAUAAUGCCCCCGGGUGAAAAUUACGCUGUGUCGCCGAUACAGCUGACAUACAGCCCCUACAGUCUGUCGGCGGUGUACGGUGCUCCACCCGUACCAGUCUCUUUUAAGUUCAAAUCAUCAGGUAAGACAGUAAUAGGAUCUACUUGGUAUAAAACCUCACAUGUAUUUUCACCAUACCUAGUCCGCGCGGUUUCCUCUUAAUCAAUUCGGUGUUUCUGAUUUAAAAAACAUCCUGCGACCCGAGUCAAAAAUGUAAAAUUUAAUGGUUUAAACACUUCACUUCAUGGAAUAUGUACUUACUGAAACUGAAAUAUGGGGUAAUAUUCCCCAAAUAAUAUCUUUUAAUAUGCAAAGCUUGCGUCCAGUGUGAUGAGUUUUUCAUUAAAAGUCGAUAAAAUUUGAGAGUGCGUUUCGCUUUUCUAGAAGAAGACGAGGCAAAAAUUAUUUUUCCUAAAAGUCAUUCUGAAAAGACGGCGGCUGUUUUCGCUUUCUGCGCACUUCAAGGGAUAGUAAACAUUAGAGCCUCCAUACAGCUUGAAAAGAUGCUCAUAUACUUUUCCUGUAUAUCUGCUCUACGAAGCUCACAAGUUCCUUUGCUGUCGGAAUACUGUUCGCUUUUGUCAGAGGAUCAAUUAUCUGAGGAUAUAUAUUUCCGCGCCUGAUGGAAUCUAUCGCUUGCGUGAUCACUUUCACUCCACGGAUACAAUCGAAUUUGAUAGUCAGUUUAAAUUUCGUUUUCUUCUUUUCAGGUGAAAGUUCUCCGGAACAGACCCUUCCAGCCCUAGAAGGUGCGUCUCCUUUCUUUUGCGCAAAAUAAAAAAAAACGGUAUCUGAACAACUGAAUUGCGAUUUCAAAUCGGAUGUAUUAAGUAGUUAUCGAAUUUCGUGUCGUGCGAUUUUGGUCUGAUCAUACUUGUGAUUUCAAAUCACGCAUAUGAUUUCAGAGUAAAUUACACCCCAGUAAGUUCAAUUACCAUCGUUUGCCCUUUUCAUUUUAGAGAUUUAUACCAGAGGAUUUCUUGUUGAUGUAACUAAUGAUAUCUUAUACGUGUGCCAGAAAUCAAACGAGAGGUCAGUGCUGUCUGUUAUAAAUACAUUUUCUUUACAAGUUUAAGAUUUCAGUCUAACUCCAGUUUGCCCUUGAUGAAAAGGCUGUUUCUUAUCUUUUUGAUCAACCACAGACUAGAAACGACUUAAUUAGUUAAACAUCUCCUGGCCAUCGAAAGACAUCCUGUGACUAGCUAAUCCGAAUCCGUUUACUUUAUUGCCGUUUUUUUAGAUAAAUCUUCGGCAUCAGAUUUCACAGCUUUCAAUUAAGAAAGCUUUGGGGUCAGCAUGUGGAAAAAACGUUAACACAGCUAUGAUGCCCUCUAAAUUAUUUCCCUCUCAAGCGAUACAUCCUGUGAAAAUACCUCUUCCUCCAAGAUUUAUCCUCUCGCUAUGUAAAUUCCUAAAUAUAAGUCACUCGUCCGUUGAUACCCCAUCAGAUGAAAACAAAAAUUGUAUGUGCCUACCCUUCACAAAAAAAUACCAGGAAAACACUUACAGACUCUCAGGUUUUACUCGCCGGAAGAGAACUUUUAUUUCACAAGGUGAAACUUCAUUAAAAACCCGUUUUAUACAAUCCAUACGUGUCAAUACGAGUCGUCUGAGCUUUCCAGUUAUCUCCUUUCCUACUUUAGGUUACAGUCAAGUUGCUUCUCAACAGCCGACCAAGGUUUAUCCUGGACUGGUAAAGUAGAUACGCUUCAAUUUCCUUUACAUAAAGUUCUAGUAAAGAAAGAGAGAGAUUAAGAGGUCGUUUAGUUAUGAAUUUAGAGUUGUUCCAUUUAUUAUUCCAAAGAUUAAAGAAAGACCAAGAUCAACAAAAGCCUUAUCAAAAGGAUAAUUAACAUCAUAGUGAACCAAUGGAACUUUAGAUCAAACAAGCAGACAAGUUGGAGGGCAAGAACGCAAGACAGACGAUGUUGCAACUUCAAGUUUUAGUUUCGGGUCUGCUUGGAUGAGAGUAUGGCGUCAUAGUAUUCUUAAGCUACCACUGAAACUCCGGAUUGUAGGCAUUACUCGAUCAUGAUGUUAGUCCAUUAGAGUGGAAGUGUGUGAAUCGCUAAAAUUGCAACUAUACGGUUCCACUCUUUGUGGUGCUUGGGGCUUUGAUUAAAGCCUCUUGGGGCAUCCAUUCUCUUUUUCUCUAUUUCCUCUUUCUUCCUCUUUCUUCCUAUUUUAUUUUUUUCUUAUAAUGUUACUACACGGGUAAUGUCAUAUUUUGUUAUUUGUCUGAAAGAGAAACUUAGCGAAGCCAGGUUCCUUGACUCGUUCUUUUGACUUGCACUAUUCAUUAAUUUUGUCCAAAUUGUUUUCUUUCCAUUUAUCUAUCUAGCUAUGGACCAACAAGUAGGAUAUGUCAUUGGUCAGGUUGGAAACGACUUGUAUGGCAUUGCGCGCAACAACCGGGCGUACAUGCGCAAACGAGGCAAAGAAGGAGCCUGGUACGGAAUAGAAGAAGAUGUUUGGAAGAGCGCUAAGAACGAUAAACAUUUGGUGGAGAAGAAGGCCAUUGAGGAAAAUCAUACCAACACUGGCGAUCCUGAAUCUGACUUCAUAAAGGGAAACUGGGGAGGUAAUUUUUGUGCUUCCACAAUCGCAAUAUUUUAGUUUGAAAUACACCAGUGGCAAGGGUUCCAGAUCGAGUAAACCGAGCUUAAGUUGAGUCCAUUGCGCACAGUAAGCCCCUAAGUAAUGAGCAGUGUCCCCAAGGCACUUCAUCCAUGCAAAGCAUGUGACGAUAACGCAUAUUAGAUGCAUAUCACGGUGACGAUGACGAUGUCGAUGUUGAAGACGAAACCUUCGUGUUCGUGUUGUUCAAAUUUAUAUUCUUUAUGAAAAAAUGACGUUCCAAGAAGAAUUAAUUAAAGAAGGGGACUCAUCCUAAUCAGCUGCAAUUCUUAACUUAAGAGGGAACUUAAAAUUUCCUCUAAGAAAUCGCCUAUGUGUCUCAAUAUCUUCAGUUGUUUAAGUACAUCACUUGACUACAAGGAAAAUUCCAGUAUGCGGAUAACCCUUUACUUUUACGUGUUAGUUAAACGAAUUCGUUGAUUAACUUUUCAUCCCUUUCUUAGUUUAUCUGAGUUUUUACAGCAUUGAACCAUUGACCCCAAAGAGUGAAUAGCAUCUGAUUUCUCCUUACAAUGUCAUCCCUGUGUCACACAUUAAGGUCAGGAGAAUGAAGGAAAUUAUCACCAACUAAACAAGCUCUUCGAUUUUUAAUCACAAAAUUCUCCUGGUUAGCACGUUAGGAAAUGUGUACUGAUCUUAAGGUGUAAAGGGUUAGGUGACCAGGAGAACUACCACUGCUUUAGAAUGGGGUUCUGGUGAACUGUAGGGUACAGUAUAGCAAUAUAAUUUCGUUCUGACAUCCCGACAUCUUUUCAGCGCCCAUCUUGGACGGAAGGAGGAACUUGCCCUUUUUUUUCUUUAAGAACAUGACACAAUGACACCGCCAGGGCUACACCAGGAUGAUUGACAGGACCCUAUAUUUUUCAUUCCAGUAAACCUCUUUCUUUUAUUCAUUCUAUAUUUUAGGAAACGCUAAAGGAGUGUUGUUAAAAGUUAGUAGCAGCUGGCAGUUGAAGGCUCAAUGGAAAUGCUGUGGAAAAUAAUCCAACUUUACUUCUCUUGGUAAAAGCUGCAGAUCUUGACAUCUAAAUGAUGAUUAAAUAUUUGGUAGAGAAUAUUCGUUCCAGCCCUGUAUCAUAGUCUGUUUGAGAGGCAUUUGCACAGAAAAAUCGCCUCUUCCUUUUCCACACUCGGUUAGCGGUACGUUUGAUACCAUUUAGGUAGACUCAUUUAUUCACACUCAAGUAACGGCAAAUGGCGCUACAUGGAAGUUU
Pocillopora meandrina is the source of this 15546-nucleotide messenger RNA. The record is from the annotation of a GenBank genome assembly. NCBI's taxonomy places the organism in Eukaryota, Metazoa, Cnidaria, Anthozoa, Scleractinia, Pocilloporidae.